Messenger RNA from Penaeus monodon (black tiger shrimp), 1026 nucleotides. Its product is annotated as pupal cuticle protein 36-like. NCBI's taxonomy places the organism in Eukaryota, Metazoa, Arthropoda, Malacostraca, Decapoda, Penaeidae. The record is from RefSeq and is a predicted model, not a curated record. Gene Ontology annotation, molecular function: chitin binding. Gene Ontology annotation, cellular component: extracellular region.
UCCAUCUAACUCUUCUCGUCAACAUGAGGGUUCUUGUCCUGACCGUGCUUUUGGGCAUCGCCAUGGCGGACAAACUUCCUUCCUACAAUUACGGUGUCCCCAGCGAAGGAUCUGGAGCUUCCAACGGAGCCUCAGCUAACGGAUUCGGAGCAUCGGGUAACGGAUUCGGAGCCUCGGGUAACGGAUUCGGAGCCUCGGGUAACGGAUUCGGAGGAUCAAGCAACGGCUAUGGCUACGGACAGGACGACGAAGUAGCGGCUCUGUCCGAGAGCAUUCCCGGGGGCGGCGUCCCCGGCGAGGACUACCCCAUCUUGGCUUCCGUGCCCGACACCGGCUUCUCGUGCGAUGCCCAGGCGGUGCAAGGUUAUUACGCCGACACUCAAGCCGGCUGCCAGGUGUUCCAUAUCUGCCAGGACCGCGCCCUCAGGCGCCAACAGGACUCGUUCCUGUGCCCCAACGGUACCAUCUUCAACCAGCAGUACCUGGUAUGUGACUGGUGGUUCAACGUGGACUGUUCUCAAGCUGAGAGCUUCUACUCCGUCAACGAACUCAUCGGAGUCGUUCCCGACGCCGGAUACGCCUAUGGCACUGCCGUUAAUGGCAACGGCAACGGUUUCAACGGCAGAAGGAAUGGAAAUGGAGCUAAUGGUAACGGAAGUAACGGUAAGGGAAGCAACGGUAGGGGAAGCAACGGUAAUGGAAGCAACGGUUAUGGCUCUAACGGUAUCGAAAUCUGGAACGGUAACGGUGUUGAUGGUAACGGAAGCAACGGUAAUGGAGGCAGCGGUUAUGGUUCUAAUGUUAAUGGGAUCAACGGCAACGGUAGCGGUAGUGGCUCCAACGGUAACGGCGGUAAUGGUAACGGAAGCAACGGCGUCAGCAACGGCAAUGGAAACGGAUCUCCUGUUGCUCCUUCCACCUCCUACGGCGCCCCCUUCUGAUCUGUCCGGCACUGAGCCCUUUUUACCGAAUGCCGUAUCUCCAAACAGAAAAGUAUUUAUGUAUAUUUUACAAUAAAUGUGUAGU